AUUCAGGUCAACGGAAGCGUUGAUACGGGUUUCACAUUUGCUCUGCAUCUGAACGAUAGUUACGGUGCGGUGUUGUUGGGCGAGAAUGGCUACGUGCUAAGCGGAAUGGUUGGAGAGUUGGAUAUCGAUGAGGCAGAUUUGGCCGUUGGAGCGCUCACAAUCAAUCCAGAACGAGAGCAGUACAUCGAUUUCUCAGAGCCAUGGCUCUAUCAUGGCAUCAAAAUACUCGAAAAAUGGCGUCCUCGUGAUUCACCAAUGGAGUCUUUUCUACAACCACUGAAAACCAGUUUGUGGAGUGCGCUGUUCGUCUCGGUGAUAUUCGUUGGGUGUGCGAUUUUCUGUCUUGAUUUGUAUUCGCCGUUUGAUCGUUUCUAUCGCAUCGAUAAAUCACAAAUCGAUCCAACUGAUCCGUUCCUUGAGCCGACCAGUGAUGAUCGAUUGGAUUUCGGUGAAUCAAUGUGGUUCGUAUGGGGUGUUCUACUGAACAGUGGCGUUUCAGAAAAGACACCACGAAGCUGUAGCGCUCGUGUGCUGGGUGUGGUAUGGUGUGGAUUCUGCAUGAUUAUGGUCGCAUCGUAUACAGCCAAUCUUGCCGCAUUUCUUGUGCUCGAUCAACCCGAUAAAGGCCUUAUCGGAAUAACAGAUCCUCGAUUCCGUAAUCCGUCAGCAAAUUUUUCGUUUGGUACAGUGCUAGACACGAAUACAUAUCAGUAUUUCAAACGUCACGUUGAGUUGUCGACAAUGCAUCGUAAUAUGGAGGCACACAACGUUCGUCAUGCAUCUCAUGCAAUAAGUGCUCUCAUGAACGGAACUUUGGACGCAUUCAUUUGGGAUUCCACUCGACUGGAAUUCGAAGCGGCACGGAACUGUGAGCUGCGUACACGAGGUGCACUCUUCGGUCGAUCUGCCUAUGGCAUCGGUUUGCAGAAAAACUCACCGUGGACACCACACAUCACGAAUGCGAUCCUUCGACUCACCGAAAAUGGUAAAAUGGAGGAAUUAUACGAAAAAUGGAUAACAUCGCCGUCAUCCAAAGAGUGCAUCCAAGGCCCACCGAAGUCUCCGGCUCGCUUAGGACUUACCAAUAUGAGAGAUGUUUUCAUCCUUGUUUCGGGUGGUAUAGGCGUUGGUAUUGUGCUGAGCAUGAUUGAAGUAUCGUACGGUGGGAGAAAAGCAGCGAAACGGUAUGAAAUUUUUUUUAACCUCAAAUACAGAUUUACCUCAAAUCUACGAAACGGUAUUUUUUUUAACCUCAAAUGCAGAUUUACUUUAAAAUCUACUGAUUGUGAAAUAAUUCAUUGUACAUUGUAUACAAACGCGACUCUUUUUAUUAAUCCCAUCCUAAUGAUACUCUUAUUCUUGUGGCCAUGUGCGCCGAUUCCGUGUUUUUUAGUGUGUUUCGCUGAUUUUGUUCAUGUCUGUCCCGUUUGUUCGCAUUCAAUUGGACGUUAUCGACGUUUGAGAGGAGCGAAGUUUUUCGUUUAA
Messenger RNA from Anisakis simplex (herring worm), 1485 nucleotides. The record is from the annotation of a GenBank genome assembly. Lineage: Eukaryota; Metazoa; Nematoda; Chromadorea; Rhabditida; Anisakidae.